AUGUCUUCUACCGAUACACCCCGAAUCUCUUCUUCUCUCCGCGAAGCCGCGCGUGCUGUGUUUGAGAUGACAGAACAUAACAGACGGAUCCAGCAGCGCCAACUCGAUGAUGCGCUGAAUAUGAGACAAGCCUUCGACUCCUUGGAUCAAAACAUGGACGAGCUUGAGAUGAUGACUAUGCACCUUCGCCGUGUACCCGACUCUGAGUCGUACUUCUAUCAGGCUCAGCAGCAUAUUCACUCGUUCCGCCUUAUACGAAAUGAUCUCAAGAACACCGUCAUAUCCAUCAGCGACGCCGACCUGAAACAUGCUGAGGAAAUGCAGUUCAGUUAUUCCCAGUUUCUGAGCCAUAUCUCUUGCUACACUGGUGAUGACACUCAAGCCCUGGCAUCACUCAAGACCAUUAUCGGAAAGUUCGACGCCUUUCAUCCACAACAACGCCAGCGACUUGCAACCAUGCACAAUCAGCUCGAUAGCUUCAACCUCGUCCUGAACAAGAUGGCCGCUUUUAAACACGGGUUGGAGGAACAGGGGUUGAUCUGA
Messenger RNA from Fusarium subglutinans, 543 nucleotides. RefSeq lists its product as uncharacterized. The coding region runs from base 1 to 543 and encodes 180 amino acids. The record is from RefSeq and is a predicted model, not a curated record. The transcript has a single exon. Lineage: Eukaryota; Fungi; Ascomycota; Sordariomycetes; Hypocreales; Nectriaceae.